Messenger RNA from Strongylocentrotus purpuratus (purple sea urchin), 6602 nucleotides. RefSeq lists its product as uncharacterized. Bases 116 to 2017 code for a protein of 633 amino acids. Gene Ontology annotation, cellular component: Fanconi anaemia nuclear complex. The transcript is spliced from 9 exons. NCBI's taxonomy places the organism in Eukaryota, Metazoa, Echinodermata, Echinoidea, Camarodonta, Strongylocentrotidae. Gene Ontology annotation, biological process: interstrand cross-link repair. The record is from RefSeq and is a predicted model, not a curated record.
AUACCUGGAUUGAUGCGGCGCUAACUUUCAAACCACGCCGUCGAGUCGGAGAGAUAAAAUUGCAGAAAUUACACUUUUCAGUAAUUGAUUUAUCAAAUUUAGAUGAUGCAGCCAGAUGAAAAAUACAACCCAAAGCAAGAACUCUGUUGAGAUGAACACUAGAGAUGUCCUACACCUCUUCCCUCCUAACUGGCAUGACCUCCUCACAGCCGAACAGCCGGAUUUCAACAGCUGCGGAACGGAGGGAGCAGAAAGAUGGCUCCAGAAAAUGGAAGGAGGCAGUUGCCAUGGCGAAAAGACGUUAUUUCCAUCAACCUCUCCUUGCAUUCAGGCGGCCCCGGAUUGGUUUGGGCUUCUGGGCUCAUUGGUAGCAGUGGAUGAUACAAGGCAGGAUGGGGCAACAUCGUUAGAAGGGACCUACAGAUUCUUCCGACUACCCAUGCAGCUCCAGCGAACUCUCCUAGCUGUGAUCUCCCAUCAUGCAUCAGAAAUACCACUUCCUCUUCUACAGAAGCUGACCAGGUGCAUCCAAGAUGGCCGCCUCACUGACCACUGGAUGCAGUUCCAUCUACAUGAACUGCAAAAUCACAUUGCAACAUUCCUCCCCAAACCUCACAGCCAGAGAUCAAAGGUCGUACCAAUGAAAGCAGGGUUCUUGUCGGAGCGGUCUAAAGGACUGUUCAGGAAAGUCUGCGAGUCGGUCUCCGAGGUGGAGAAUCGUCGGCAAGGGGAUGGGGCUGUUAGCAAUGACAGUAUAGGAUUGUUGUCAAAUAUGGCACCAGGGUCCAGCGGGUUCCGAUGCUUCGUGGAACAUUUCAGAGAGAGUGGCAUUGCAGAUGGGAUUCGAACUAAGGCCAAAGGCAACUUGACAAAACUUCCCAAAAGAACUUCCAAGGAUGAGUUUCAGCAGAAUCAAGCAAACCAUCCAUUUGACUUGCUAGCCGAACAAGAUCAGUCUGGGCCGGACCUCCAUAGACCAAAGAGAUUGAAGCAAGAUGCUGGUGGAGGAAACGCCAAGGAGGCCCUUGUUCAACCUCCCCCUGUACUGGAUGAUCAAGUGCUAGAUAGGAUAGUAGAAGAGUGUGAACUUCAUGAGGGAGGGGAGGGUAGUAGAGUGAAGAGCAGGAGUGGUAGUGGCCAUGUUGAUGAUGUCAUGGAGGGGGAGGAAAAGGCUGUGAAUGCAGAUGAUGAUGUUACCAAGGGUAUCCCUGUGGACAGUGAAGAAAUGAAAUUCAUCAAAGAACUUGGUCCUGACGUAAAGAUGCAGCUAGAUGCAUUGAAGUCAGCAUGGCACAGCGAAGGGAGUACAGGACAUACAGAGCUCUGCAAAGAAGCUCUCAGGUUUAUGGCUACUUGUACAUCAGCUCAGCUCUCAGAGGUAUGUGUCUACAUAGAUAUGAGUGCCAUUGAUCUAUCAACCUUGCCUGUCGUAUGUCAGAGUAUCACCCCAAAAGCCGAUCUGUUCAGUUAUACAGCUACAGGGAUUCUGGCCAAGGAACUUUUCUUGGACAAGAUGACAUCUUUAACACAGAGGGCACCAAGAGCCUUGAACUCGGCUGUUGUCAACUUCACCCAAGCCUUUCCCAAGCCAGCUGUAGAGGGAGCCCUAGCACCUUGUAUCGUCCACUCUGAGGCAUCUUCCGUCCAGUAUGACCUUGUGUCCAAAGUGGCCAAAGAGGCUUUGGUCAAUGACCACAGAGCGUAUCUACUCCGGAGUCUGCUCGUCUGUCCUGACUUAGUCUGGUCAGAAAUGGUCAGUGGCUUCGUCCAAAAUCUGCUGGAUAUGAAGCUGGAGUUGGAUUCGUCCCUCCUUGGUCUUCUGUGUGCAUCCCUUGGACAGAAUGGAACAUCCCAGUCAAAAUGCAAGAGGUUUGCCAAAUUGCUUCUGGCUGUCAUCAAUAAGUGCAAUACACAGAUGACUCCUGAUCAUGUGAUCCACCUGCAGAGGUCAGUUGAGGUCAAUCAGACGUUCCUCAAGAAAGCUUGUCAACUGGCCCUGAAGAAGAUCAAGACCUGAGAACGUAAACAGCUGGUGAAGUUAAAAGAUUAUAAAUCUUCAUAGAGCUAUAGUUUUAUAUAUGUGUAACCGUUUUCUCAGUAUAAAUGUCUGUUUUUACGUCAACAUUAUCUGUAACACCAAUAUUUGAGAUGUGUCGGUGGUAACGAUUUGAAAUGUACAAGAGGAUCUGAAAACCAAAACCAAUAGUGACGCCAGAAGCAAGUCUGUUGAUCCAUAGACCUAUUAGAUCUAAUGAAACCAAUUUCUCAAUGUUUUAUAUUUGUUUAUCUUACCUCCUGUAGCCUUGUGUAAAUGUCUGGUUUUAUGUUAACAUUAUCUGUAACACCAAUAUUUAAGAUGCGUCUGUGAUAAUGAUUUGAAAUGCUAACAAGGAUCUGAAAAUAAAAAACAGCUAGUGACGCCAGCCAGAAGCAAGUCUGUUGAUCCGUAGAUCUAUUUUCAUGUAAACAAUUGUCUUGGUGUUUAAACUUGUGUAAUACCAGGUUCGUAUUUAAAUUAAUGUUACACAGUGAUAAAUGACACAGACAGGUUAUUGUACUUUGAAAGCACUUGUUUGAAUAACCCUAUAUCCGGGUAUUUAUAAUAGUCUGUGCUGUAAUUAUGGUUCACACAACAAUAUGAAUGAUUUACAAGUUAUAUAAACUUCGAUUUAUGUUAUUAUUGACAGAUUAAGACCAGUCGUUUAUUGUCCGCUCAUCAAUGAAUAUGGAAUGUUGCAAUCAAUAAUAAUUUAUUGUGAUCUUUGCGGCAUAGCGUUCAUAUAAGUCAAGUUAAUACGGAGGCUUCUAUCCAAUGAACAGGCUUGAUGGAAUGGAGCUGCGUGAUCUCCUGAGGAAAGCAGAGGGUCGACACUUUGAGACAUAGAUAUAGCGCAGCUUAUAUACGAUACAUAUUCAGCUGUGCUGGUUUAGAGCUCCUUUUUUACUAAAUUCUAUAAAAUAGACUCUCUCAAUUGAACAAAUAUGUUUUUAAUUUGAAGACAUUGACAGAUGGAGAGCUUGGUAUUUCUAUUUGCAAGCUAUUCCGUAGUGUGGGGGCAGCUAUGGCGUCCCCAAGAGUUACUUAAGUUUUGCCAUCAGGAAUCUGGAACAAUAAUUUAUCUGUGGAACUGGGCAGGCUACGACUGUGUGACUGGACUUUCAGUUGAAGUAAUUCUGUUAUGUAACUAGGAGCUUGACCACUUAAUGAUUUAUACACAAUUAACAAGAUUUGAAUGAAAUUUGUUGACGGACUGGCAACCAGUGGAGUUCUCUCAGAAGAGGUACGGUUCUAUUCAAUUCAAUUCAAUUUAUUUCCACUUUAAAAACAAUUUACAAAUCAAUAACAUAUGAAUAAUAGUGGCAGGAUCAUGAAAAGCACUAAUUGGCUUAUUGAAAAUGACCCUUAACAAUUCUACAUAUAACAUAUACAUUAUUAUAUUAUAAGAAAAUAUCAAAAAUUAUAACAGGAAAAACAUAACAGAAACAAAAAAUUCAAAAUUAAAGUGAAAUUUCUUUAGUGAGAAUGACAUUUCUCCUUCCUCCCAUCAGAGAGAGAAGAAGACCCCAAACUCCAUAGUAUACGUGGACCAUUCAAGAAAAUCUUUGCAAUUGACGUUAGGAAUACAUAGUAACCCUAAUAGAUAAAUGCCUAAAUCAAUAGUGAAAUGGAAAGAUCACCCUAUAGUUGUGAAUUCAUCUUCGAUGGUGCUGCUUCCAUUUACUCGGCAUGUGUUCCUCUCGUCCAUCAGUCGUCUUCAUUUCUUGAGGUAACCCCUUUCUCUUUAUUUGUAUUGUGUCUGUGACUGUUAUUCCUUUUUCAAUUAACCAUUCUGCGAUUGGGAUUGACGUGUACAGCCGAUCAAUGGUGAGAUUGAGGCCUCGCAUCUGUUGGUGCUCCUCCAUUUGUUUUAUGAGUUACUUGACUACUUCUUCAGUUCCUGGGGCAAUAGCAACUCCACAUGUCCUGUUAAGGAUGUAAUGAACAUCUCAAAAAUCAUGCGAUGCAGACCUGCACUUUUAGCAUUAGUUAACAUUUAGGCUAAAUCAGGAAAGUUGAAGUUUAUUAAGACGACUAAGAUAACAAUUCCAAUACCCUAUGUGCCACAAACAGUUGGCUCCAGGUACACGGUACCUCUUUCUUUGAACCGUCCUGCCUCAGCGUAGUGCCACUCCAGCUGGGUCUAUUCUUCGUAGUGAUGCUCUCACUCUCUCGCGAGCUUCAUAUAUACUUUUUUUUUUUGUAUUUCACAAAAUACAUUUUAUUAACAAUAAACUAUAGUCAACAAACAGCAACAACAAAAUAGAUAACACCAAUCUGUUUCUCCAUAAAAUGGCAAGUAUUACAAUGACUUCGCACAAUAGCUCGACUACACAUCUAAAACACCAACAUGUUUGAUACAAAACGCAGCAUUUGAUCUAAAAUUCUGCAACUAGUUCUUAGAUGCCAAGUCUACACAAGAAUUUUUAAUUGUUUUCAAAGAAAGAACAAAUUAUUACAAACAUAACUGAACAUUUAAUGAAAUUGGAAAAAAAGCAAGAAAGCCAAGAAUUGCUGAAGUUCCCAAUUUCGAACGUAGAACAGUUCUUGAACAGUUGGUAUGAAUAAUCGAUAAAAGAUAAAAUGUCAUAACCUUACUUCUCUGUAUAUAUAUAGAGUUACAAAAAAAAAUCAAUUUCCCAUUUUUACAAAAGAAUGCGAAAACUAUUCCAUCAAUCCUGGAUAUUAUAAAGAAAAGACUUCUUAACAAUGACAGCAUUGUUCUCCAACCAUCGUUUGGAAAGCGCCGAUGAUAUCCUCUGACAUGGAUAUCGAACUCUUCAUUAUUUAAUUGCGUAAAUGUAUUUCUUCUGAGGUUUAAUCCUAAACGGCGGUUGACGGUUCGUCUGGAUGCAGGAUGAAAAAUAUUGGUCAUGUCAGCAAUCCUAAACUGAUUUUCUACUUGAGUUAUAUUAUAACGGGGGGGGGGGGCACCUCUCCGACCAUCUGAUAGCCGAGGACAUAAAGUGACCUGAGGUGGAGCAGGUUUACAUUGUAUAUGUGUUUAUAGUCGCCAAAAGACCAUUUACUGAUAAUGUUACUCGUAACAUACUGCCUCUAAGUCUCUCGUACGUCCCAAGACGCUCAACAUUUCGAACCACAUUGUUGAGAUCACGGAUGGAGGUGGCUAUUGCGUCAGGUCCCGAAGCUUCCUCUACUCUCCUCUGGACCAUCAAAAUAAUUACUUCACACCGAUGAAGAAAUUGGCCAAUACCUGGCAGAUUUGCCCUCUCCUCUCUGUUAUCAAGUGGCUUGGAUCGACAUACAUGUCUGCGUGCCACACAACAUCUGGGGUAAAAACGAAUAAGGAAGACCAUUUUAUAUGGAAGCAGCUAGGUAUGUGAACAAAAUUAAUACACAAUGUUAUAAGUUUGUUGCAUAUAAAAUAAUUUAAUCUGAAACAUCAAGUAUAAAUGACUACAAACAUAAAUAAUUGUACCCGGCAGGCCUGCCCCCACAUGAGGAGAUUCGAAAGGAAAGUACAAACAAAUUUAAAAAAAUCAGAAACCUCUGUAUCAGUCUCUAGAGCGGGGUGGGGGAUGUAGGGGAAACAUUUACACUUUUUUAAAUAUUUAGUAACCUUCUUACCAAUGACGGCAUUGUUCUCCAACCACCGUUUGGAAAGCGCCAAUGAUAUCUGACAUAUAUAUCAAACUCUUCAUUAUUUAAUUGCGUAAAUAUAUUUCUUCUGAGGUUUAAUCCUCCUAAACAGCGGUUGGUGGUUCUUCUGGAUGCCGGCCGAAAUAUAGUGGUCAUAUCGGCAAUUCCAAACCGAUUCUCCACGACAAAACGGAGCUGUUUUUCAGUUAUUGAGAAAGAGAAGACGGCAUUGGCUAUCCCUCAAACUCUAUUUGAGCUCUAAUGGCUCUCUCCACCUCCGGCGGAAUGAAAGGGCGGCUCGGACGAAAGUCCUGAUUUAUAAGAGCCACUAAGUUCUCGACCCGGUUCUUCCCAUUUCCCACAAACUUAGCAAUACACGAUGACACAAUGUGACUUGAGGUGGUGCAGGUCUCUAUGUGUUUAAAUGAAGUAAUAAUGCAUUCACUGAUGCGGAUACCCGUAACAUACGUUCUCUGAGUCUCUCGUAUGUCCCGAGGCGCUCAACAUUUUGUACCACAGAGUUCAGUUCAGAACAGAAGUGGCUAUUGUUUCCGGUCCUGGCGUUUCCUCUAUUCUGCACCGUUAAAAUGAUAAUAAUUUCCUUUUCUUGUUGUUUGCAUGAUUUCAUAUGGCAAACGCAAUUGAAUGUUUGAAUUGUUCAAACAGACAAUAUUUAAACCCAAAAUGCCAUGAUGAUAAUUCUAACCUUUUAUUUGUCUCUUCAGAGAGAGAGAGAGAGGCCAAUAUUAUACAAAUAUACAAUGACAAUCGAGGAUCUAGCUGAAGCUAUUCGCAUCAAAGGAACAUCAAAUAGUAUUAUUCUCCCGAGGGCCAUCGGCCCAAGGGAAAUAGUACUUUUGAUGUUCCUGAGUGCAUUAGUUUUAGCUUGUUCCGAGAAUGAGUCAUUGUAUAUUUGUUUUAUAUCCCUUCCACCUGUACUAUUCCUUGGACAUUCACAUUCACA